Molecule: messenger RNA, 699 nt
Organism: Paramecium tetraurelia
Lineage: Eukaryota; Ciliophora; Oligohymenophorea; Peniculida; Parameciidae
Exons: 3
Biological process (GO): protein phosphorylation
Cellular component (GO): cytoplasm
Molecular function (GO): ATP binding; protein kinase activity
Source: RefSeq, a predicted model, not a curated record
AUGGAAAAUUAUCAUGUGUUACAUUUAAUUGGUGAAGGCUCUUUUGGGAAGGUAUAUAAGGGAAGAUGGAAGAAAAGUAACUAGAUGGCUGCUUUGAAGUUCAUAAGUAAGAGAGGAAAAACUGAAAAAGAUUUAGCAAAUUUGAGAUAAGAAAUUGAAAUAUUGAGGAGAUUGAAGCAUGAAAAUAUAAUAUUAUUAUUAGAUGCAUUUGAAACGCAAGGGGAAUUUUGUUUAGUAACUGAAUUUGCAUAAGGCGAAUUAUAUGAAAUUUUGGAGGAUGAUCAUAAUCUUCCUGAAAGUGAAGUCAGGAAAAUUGCGUAAUAAUUAGUUAGAGCACUUCAUUAUCUUCAUUCUAACAGAAUUAUUCAUAGAGACAUGAAACCUUAAAAUAUUUUAUUAUCUGCUAAUGGAGUUGUUAAAUUAUGCGAUUUUGGAUUUGCAAGAGCAAUGUCAACAAAUACACAAGUUUUGCAUUCCAUUAAAGGUACUCCGCUUUACAUGGCGCCAGAGUUAGUUCAAGAACAGCCCUAUAAUCACACAGUCGAUCUGUGGUCAUUGGGGGUGAUUUUGUAUGAAUUAUUUGUUGGCUAACCUCCAUUCUACACUAAUCAAAUUUAUUCCUUAAUUCAACUUAUUAUUAAGGAUCCUGUCAAAAUUCAAAAGUUUCUUAAAAGGACUCUUAAAUAAACCUCCUUCUGA